Sarcophilus harrisii (Tasmanian devil) is the source of this 435-nucleotide messenger RNA. RefSeq names its product bactericidal permeability-increasing protein-like. The transcript is spliced from 5 exons. NCBI's taxonomy places the organism in Eukaryota, Metazoa, Chordata, Mammalia, Dasyuromorphia, Dasyuridae. The record is from RefSeq and is a predicted model, not a curated record. The coding region runs from base 73 to 435 and encodes 120 amino acids. Gene Ontology annotation, molecular function: lipid binding.
UUAUUUCAUUUGAUUCUCACAACAACUCUGAAAGUUUCAAAGGAAGGAUCAUAUUUGCUACAGAAGGAGCUGAUGAAGAUCAAUUUGCCAAUGCACCUGGGGAUAGGGAAGUAUGAAUUCGUCAGAAUGGCGAUCACUAAGUUACUGUUGCCCCGAUCCCAAAUUUUUGCGAUGCCUGAAGGCCCUAAAUUGUUCCUCUCUGAUGUUUUGAUCCACAUCAAUGGAAAGUGGAGUGAUGAUAAGAACAAUAAAGAACAUAUUCCUUUUGACCUGAGGCUGGAUGGUAUGACCGUCACAGUCACCUUUUAUCUGGGAAAGAAUGAUAAAAGCCAUAUUACUAUUUCUGUGGCAAGUUGCAACAUCCACAUCGAUCAUGUUAAUAUAUUCAGCUCAAUCAACCAAAGUCAACGACUUUCCCUUUCAGACCUUGUGUAA